CAAUCUCUCUCUCUAUCUCUCUCUCCAGAGAUUACAGAUUAGAUAGUGUUGUUCUUGGAGGUCCCCAAAAGUCUAUACGUGUGUCUGCAUUUGGGUAAAACCUAAAUCCUUCCUUCACCUAAUUUUCAAUUUUCCUAAUAAAUUCCUCUCGUACUCCCACCGAUUUUGAUUAUUGGGUCAACCCGAUUCACCUCCGUCUGCGAUCGCUUCGAUCUGCUCGUCCUGCCGCUUGCAAUUCAAGGCGAGGGUUUGUCUCUUUUCUUUAUUUUUAUUUAUCUUUUGCAGGAGGGGAAGAAAUGGCUGGAGUUUCUGAUGAUCAAACCACAAGCGUAUGCAGAAACUGUGACAGAGAGAUACCUUCUUCAAAUUUUGACUUGCAUGUUGCCCACUGCUCCCGCAAUUUAGAAAGAUGUAAAGUUUGUGGUGAUAUGGUUCCCAAAAAGUCAGCAGAGGAACAUUUCCUUAGCACUCAUGCUCCGGUGUCUUGUUCUCUGUGCAGUGAAACAAUGGACCGCGACAUUUUGGAUGUACACAAAGGAGAGAAUUGUCCACAGAGGAUUGUGACAUGUGAAUAUUGCGAGUUUCCUCUGCCUGCUAUUGAUUUAUUGGAGCACCAGGAAGUAUGUGGAAACCGAACAGAAUUAUGUCAAAUGUGCCAUAAAUACGUGAGACUUCGAGAGCGUUAUGGUCAUGAAAGCAGAUGCAGCAGUGUUGUUAACAACGUUGCUGAAUCUUCAAGGAAUGCAAGGCCACCCGAGAGAGCCCGGGAUGCCCCAAGAAGGCAGCCACCACCACCGCGGGAUUUCUCCUCAAGGCGGUUGAUGUUUACUAUCGCCAUAACUGGGAUUGCUGUUCUGUUAGGCUCGCUGUUCUUCCAGAGGAAGCCGGAAACCAGUCAAGUGAACUGAUACCGAGGAGGAUAAUCCAUCGGGUUGCCAUUCUGCUCUUAUUACAAUCCUCGCUACUACGUGUUUUUUAAUUUUAUUUUUUACAUCGAACUCUGCCUGCAUCUUUGCAUGUUUAUAGAGUAAGAAAAAAGGAUUAUCCAUGCGAACACUCUGUUAGUAAAAUGAGAACCGAGGCGACCCUUUCUUAGGUAAAUAUCUCAUGUACGUGAAAAAAAACGAAGGAAACAACAUGGAUGUUAGCAUUAAUUCCUCUUGGACCAGGAAAUGAAUAAAUUAUAUGCGUAUCUUUUGAUGCUA
Molecule: messenger RNA, 1205 nt
Organism: Andrographis paniculata
Lineage: Eukaryota; Viridiplantae; Streptophyta; Magnoliopsida; Lamiales; Acanthaceae
Exons: 6
Coding region: 297-908 (203 amino acids)
Source: RefSeq, a predicted model, not a curated record